This is a messenger RNA of Chroicocephalus ridibundus (black-headed gull), 5412 nucleotides long. It is a transcript of the gene OGT, whose product is annotated as O-linked N-acetylglucosamine (GlcNAc) transferase. The transcript is spliced from 20 exons. Gene Ontology annotation, molecular function: protein binding; protein O-acetylglucosaminyltransferase activity. Bases 1906 to 4527 code for a protein of 873 amino acids. Gene Ontology annotation, biological process: protein O-linked glycosylation. The record is from RefSeq and is a predicted model, not a curated record. Lineage: Eukaryota; Metazoa; Chordata; Aves; Charadriiformes; Laridae.
AAUUUGGCUGCUGCGCUGGUAGCUGCAGGUGAUAUGGAAGGAGCAGUCCAGGCAUAUGUGUCUGCCCUUCAGUACAACCCUGACUUGUACUGUGUUCGUAGUGACCUGGGGAACCUGCUCAAAGCCCUGGGUCGCUUGGAAGAAGCCAAGGUAGGUGUUGGGUAGAAUACAUGUAAACGUCAGUGUUUUGAAAACUUGAACUUUGCACCAAGUCUUCAAAUCUGCGUUGAUCUACAGACAGUCUGAGAAACUGCUGAAAACUGAAGGCACUGAAACACCCCAGAGUAGUUGCAGGGCAAGAUAUGGCAUGUCCAUGUUUAAAAGUUGGUUUAAGUCAAGAAAUGGAACACCACCAAGCCUUUCUGCUGAACUAGACUAUCUGAUACCAUUCUGAAGUAUUGGGCAGGGGCUCCAUCAUGCUCUUAUCUGGAAAUAAGUAACAGUCCUUCAAAUCUGAGGCUUGCCUGCUGGUGCCAAGCAGAGAGCCUGUGAUUAGCUCAAGAUCCCUGUACGAUGCAGGUGCUAUUGAAAAUGCUGCUCUUCUAAAGUCCUUUGUGGCUUGUAAGUGGAGAAGAAACUUAUCCAAAUGUUACCUUGUAAUAUUGGCUUUUAAAGAUUUUUAUUCUUUUAACUUUUCCCUUCCCUUGAUAGUGGAAGAAAGGCUAGUAAAUGAUCAAUAGCUGCAGUAUGCGAACUCCCCGAAUAUCUUUUCUUCAUGUCUUCCCUCUCCCCUCCCCCAAAAUAAAGAAAUCAGGAGGACAAAGCUGGUUUGUUUGGGAAAUGAACUGAUCGAAAGAAAACUUGCUGUAGUGGAAAGGUGGCUUCUAGCAGUCUUGUGUUUCCUAAACUGAGAAUUCGAACACCAAGAUGAGUUUAAAAUUCUUGGCAUGUUAAAAUUUGGAUUGCACAAAGAAAUUGUCUUGUUACAAGCCACCUUACGCGUCCGCGCUGCAGGGGUGAGGAGUGUGGAGAAAUCGGAAACACUCUGGACUCCACGUCUGUCACUCCAAGCCCCACGCGCAUGCUAAAAAGUGGAGUGUAUGAACAGCGUAGCUGUCUGUUUGGCUGCAACAAUUCGGGGAGGGUUAUGGGGUAAUGGGAGUGCAGGUUCAAAGUUCAUUAUUUUUUUGAUUUCACUUGACAACUUGGAUGUGCGUACCAUCGUAGGGCGGCCUAAUUGAUUUGGUCACAUCCAGGUUGAAAACAUUUUGUAGCAGCAUCUAGAGUUUGAACAGUCUUUGAGACACUUGGUUCUCAGCCCACCAAGCGGACAGCUAACAUGAAUUGCACUUCACUGCAGCUUUAGUGUGACUGGUAUAGGCCAAGACACUGCGCCUGCCUUAGGUUGCUGACUUCUUUGUUUCAGAGCUCUGGAGACACCUAGUUUGAAAGUGUUGUUCCGUUUUGUGAGAACUUAAUAAACGAGGAAAAACAUCUUGAGUAAAUUGCAAUGUGUUUCUUUGGUUAUCAGUCCAUUUAAAAGAUCAAGCCAGCAGAUUCCUUACAGUUUGAACUAAAAUUUAAUUUCUUUGUAGAUAUUUCAGAGCCUUUCUUCCAAAAAAAAAAACCAAACCGAAAAAAGUCCCUGCUGUAUGCAAUUGCCCUGAUUAACCCUCUCCCUUCUGCAUGUCUCCCUUGUUACAGACAGAUUGUCCUCAUUCCCAUGUGUUAAAGACAUAUCCAAAAAAAUGCAAUUGCUUUGUUGAACUCUUACUAAUGAUCUUGUUUUAUUUUCUCUCUUGUUUUUGGUUUUUCACCACUGAUAUUGUAUUUAGAAGGUUUCAGGUGGGUGAAACCUCCUAUUCCAUGCGUAAGGUGCCUCGCUGAAGGGAGCUCGAGGCCUGGAUCUAGGGCAGACACACACCUCCUCCUCCUCUUCCAGCAAGGAACGCACCGAAAAGUCACAUGAUGAGAAAUAUGGCCUGUUACUUAAAAGCAAUUGAGACUCAACCAAACUUUGCAGUGGCUUGGAGUAAUCUUGGCUGUGUAUUCAAUGCCCAAGGAGAAAUUUGGCUUGCAAUUCAUCACUUUGAAAAGGCUGUAACACUUGACCCAAAUUUUUUGGAUGCUUACAUCAAUCUUGGAAAUGUCCUGAAGGAGGCAAGGAUAUUUGACAGAGCUGUAGCAGCUUAUCUACGAGCCUUGAGCUUGAGUCCAAAUCACGCAGUUGUGCACGGCAACCUUGCCUGUGUGUAUUAUGAGCAAGGACUAAUAGACCUGGCAAUAGACACCUACAGGAGGGCUAUUGAACUGCAACCCCAUUUCCCUGAUGCCUAUUGUAACUUGGCCAAUGCCUUGAAGGAGAAAGGCAGUGUGGUGGAAGCAGAAGAAUGCUACAAUACAGCUCUUAGACUUUGUCCCACUCAUGCAGAUUCUCUCAACAAUCUCGCAAACAUCAAACGGGAACAGGGGAAUAUUGAGGAAGCCGUCCGUCUUUAUCGGAAAGCUCUUGAGGUUUUUCCAGAGUUUGCUGCUGCACAUUCAAAUUUAGCAAGUGUUCUGCAACAGCAAGGAAAGUUACAGGAAGCUCUGAUGCAUUACAAAGAGGCUAUUAGAAUCAGCCCAACAUUUGCAGAUGCUUAUUCUAAUAUGGGAAAUACUUUGAAGGAGAUGCAGGAUGUUCAGGGAGCUCUGCAGUGCUACACCCGUGCCAUUCAGAUAAACCCAGCUUUUGCUGAUGCUCACAGCAACCUGGCCUCUAUUCACAAGGAUUCAGGGAAUAUACCAGAAGCCAUUGCCUCUUACCGCACUGCUCUAAAGCUGAAACCUGAUUUCCCAGAUGCCUACUGCAACUUGGCCCACUGUUUGCAGAUUGUCUGUGACUGGACAGACUAUGAUGAAAGAAUGAAGAAGCUGGUUAGCAUUGUAGCUGAUCAGCUGGAGAAAAACAGGCUGCCUUCUGUCCACCCACAUCACAGCAUGCUGUAUCCCCUUUCUCACAGUUUUAGGAAGGCUAUUGCUGAGAGACAUGGAAAUCUGUGUUUGGACAAGAUUAAUGUUCUUCACAAGCCACCAUAUGAGCAUCCCAAGGAUUUGAAGGCCAGUGAAGGUCGACUUCGUAUUGGCUACGUGAGCUCCGAUUUUGGAAACCAUCCAACCUCACACCUAAUGCAGUCAAUCCCUGGCAUGCAUAACCCAGACAAAUUUGAGGUAUUCUGUUACGCUCUGAGUCCUGAUGAUGGUACAAACUUCCGUGUAAAAGUGAUGGCUGAAGCAAAUCAUUUCAUUGACUUAUCUCAGAUACCAUGUAACGGAAAAGCAGCAGACCGCAUCCAUCAGGAUGGGAUACACAUUCUCAUUAAUAUGAAUGGUUACACCAAAGGAGCCCGAAAUGAGCUGUUUGCCCUGAGGCCAGCACCUAUUCAGGCGAUGUGGCUGGGGUAUCCUGGAACCAGUGGGGCAUUGUUCAUGGAUUAUAUCAUCACAGAUAAAGAGACUUCCCCGGUUGAGGUGGCUGAGCAGUACUCAGAGAAAUUGGCUUACAUGCCAAACACUUUCUUUAUUGGAGACCAUGCUAACAUGUUCCCCCAUCUGAAGAAAAAAGCAGUCAUUGAUUUCAAGUCCAAUGGUCAUAUUUAUGACAACAGAAUUGUUUUGAAUGGUAUUGACUUGAAGGCUUUCCUUGACAGCCUCCCCGAUGUCAAGAUUGUUAAGAUGAAGUGUCCUGACAGUUGUGACAAUGCAGACGGCAAUGCUGCCCUCAGUAUGCCAGUCAUUCCUAUGAACACAAUUGCAGAAGCUGUGAUUGAGAUGAUCAAUCGUGGGCAAAUUCAGAUAACUAUCAAUGGAUUCAACAUCAGUAAUGGAUUAGCAACUACUCAGAUUAACAACAAAGCAGCAACUGGCGAAGAAGUGCCACGAACUAUAAUUGUUACUACCCGUUCUCAGUAUGGCUUACCAGAGGAUGCUGUUGUAUACUGUAACUUUAAUCAGCUGUAUAAGAUUGAUCCUUCCACUUUACAGAUGUGGGCUAAUAUCCUAAAAAGAGUUCCAAACAGCGUGCUGUGGCUGCUACGUUUCCCGGCUGUAGGAGAACCUAAUAUUCAGCAAUACGCACAAAACUUGGGUCUUUCCCAAAACCGAAUCAUCUUUUCUCCAGUUGCCCCCAAAGAAGAACAUGUGAGGAGAGGGCAAUUGGCUGACGUUUGUCUAGAUACUCCACUUUGCAAUGGGCACACAACUGGGAUGGAUGUCCUCUGGGCUGGGACUCCAAUGGUCACUAUGCCAGGCGAGACUCUUGCAUCCCGAGUUGCUGCCUCCCAGCUUACUUGCCUGGGUUGUCUCGAGCUCAUUGCAAAAAGUAGACAGGAGUACGAGGAUAUUGCUGUGAAACUGGGAACUGACCUGGAAUACCUGAAAAAAAUACGUGGCAAAGUCUGGAAGCAGAGAAUAUCCAGUCCUUUGUUCAACACGAAACAGUACACAAUGGACCUGGAGCGGCUUUAUCUUCAGAUGUGGGAUCACUACGCUGCUGGCAACAAACCGGACCACAUGAUUAAGCCAGUAGAGGCCAGUGAGUCUGCGUGAAGAAAGGCUGGCUGCGUGCCCACCCAGAACUCUCCGGGAACUGAGCCUCUCAAACACUUCUGCAGAGAUGAUGAGCUAAAAACUGUGCAUUUCUACUUAAUCUGCCUGGUACUCUGUGGCUGAAGUAAUACAUGAUGGUGAUUAAAGCACAGCCAGAAUAAUUUCUUGCAUGAUAGGGAAAGACUCUAUAGAGCCUGGGAUCCUUUUAUUCCAUUGAGGAAUUUGAAUGGGAUUGAGCUGUGUACACGUGAGCCAGUGUGUAUGAGUGAAUAGUGGUUGCUGGGGGAAGUUCGAACUGCCCAACCAAUUAUGAUUUCAUGGAUUGAUUUAACCUUCCUAUGAAUCUCUCUCCUUUUAUGUGGAUUGGGAAUUGGAGCAUUUUAACAUUUGAUUUUUGGAUACUCCUGUUGGUAUAUGUGUGGUUCUCCCAUGACAAGAUUUCCAGCUAACGAGUGUUGCUCCCUGCAUUAAUUUCUAAACCAUGUGGACUGAAAGGGCAUAUUUGCUGGUGUAGUCUUUUUUUAUAGGUUUUAUAAACCACUUAAGCCUAUAUCAGCCUUUUAAUGUUUGACCUCUGUUUUGGAGCUCUCUGUAAUGUGUUGGUUUAGAUAAGGACUUUGGGGUUUUUUUGUUUGUUUGUUUGUUUGUUUGUUUUUAAGCUUCUCCAAUAAGUCAGCUAAUUGCCUUCAUGAUGGCAGCUCCUAUUUUGUUGAAAAACCAAAUUUGAUUUGAAAUUAAUCCUCCCCACAAGUGUUUGAGGUAAACACAAACUGGUGCCAAAUACAGAUCUUUCAGGAAUGAUUGUUAAUUAUGUAUAGAAGUGCAGUCCUAGGUACUGUAGCAAAGACUUUAAACAAAAAAUAAAGCUUUGGUUUGCCAGUUUGA